Molecule: messenger RNA, 573 nt
Organism: Phragmites australis (common reed)
Lineage: Eukaryota; Viridiplantae; Streptophyta; Magnoliopsida; Poales; Poaceae
Exons: 1
Coding region: 1-573 (190 amino acids)
Source: RefSeq, a predicted model, not a curated record
AUGCCAAGGGGCCCGACGGCGCGAGCGGUGGGGCAGCGACGCGAGCGGCGAAGGGGGCCAGCGGCGCGGGCGGCCAAGGGGUCCGGCGGCGUGGGCCACGCGGAGGAGGCGGCUGCGUCGGCCAAAACGGAGGAGCCGGCUGCCAGGCAAGCGGAGGAGGCAUCAGCGUGCCAAGCGAUGGGACAGGGGAGGGGGGCGAAGGUGUACCUGGCGUGGAUGGCGGAGGAGAUGUCUGUGGCGGCGCGGGAAGCCGGCGAAGGGGGCCAACGGCGCGGGCGGCCAAGGGGUCCGGCGGCGCAGCCAGGGGGCCAGCGGCGCGAGCGGCGAAGGGGGCCAGCGGCGCGGGCGGCCACGGGGUUCGGCGGCGUGGGGCACGCGGAGGAGGCGGCUGCGUCGGCCAAAACGGAGGAGCCGCCUGCCGGGCAAGCGGAGGAGGCAUCGGCGUGCCAGGCGGCGGGACAGGGGAGGGGGGCGAAGGUGUACCUGGCGUGGAUGGCGGAGGAGAUAUCCGUGGCGGCGCGGGAAGCUCGGUCGUUGAUGGAUAGGGGCUCGGUACACACUUCCUACAGAUGA